AGUUGGCUAACUGCGUAUGGACUUUGAGAGACGACAAAACACCGCAUGUGAUUAAAUGGAAAGUAAUUAAGAAAUCCAUACUUUAUGCGAAUGGAUCAAAUAAAUGUAAACUUUGGCUGAAAGAGUGAAGAUCCCGUCCAGAUCUAAGAUCCCUAACUCUCUAUUGAACUCCAGAUUUUUUACAAUUAUAUAUUUUUUAUUUGGCUGUUAUACGAUAUUAUUGUCAUGUCUGCUUCAACCGUUCCGUCUGUCAAUAACGCCCAUGAUCCAAGACGACCGAACAAAGUCACACGGUACAAGUCCCCGCCCAGUGGUGGACCAGUUGAUGACCCCACCCCAGAUUAUAUGAACUUACUGGGCAUGAUAUUCAGUAUGUGUGGACUAAUGAUGAAAUUAAAAUGGUGUGCUUGGGCUGCAGUCUAUUGUUCUUUCAUUAGUUUUGCCAAUUCUCGUUCUUCAGAAGAUACCAAACAGAUGCUCAGCAGUUUUAUGUUGUCCAUUUCUGCUGUUGUCAUGUCAUAUCUACAGAAUCCUCAACCAAUGUCACCACCUUGGUAAACCAACCUCAACAGACAGCUUAUCGCAGGCACAUUAAUUACCUGGAACUCGUUUACAAAUUAAACACCAUCUCAGAUAACACGGCUGCAAAAGGAAAGCAUUUUUGGCAAAGUUGAAAUUGCAAUUGAACAACAAAAGUAAUAUAGUUGUUUAAACCAAUGUGUGUGUGUGUGUAAACUAAAAGUGAAAAUAUUUUAAAACUGAUAUUAACCUGUCUUUCUGAAAGUUUUUCUAUUUUAAUAAAUCCUUAUUAAAAUCAUUAUUAAUGAAUUUAAACCUAUUCAAAUCAACAUUUCUGAUUGUCAAAGGUGGUACCUUGUUUUCUUUUGUCAGUUUUGAACUGUUUCCAAGAUAUUUAAAGUUCCAAGAAGAAUAUGUGUAACCAGUUGCACAUUUUAAGUUCCUGUUCAGUGAAUUAAAUGCUUGUACGAUGAUUUCCUUCUGGGAACUGUUUAAUGCUGGUUUUAAACUUAGUCUUUGCAGUUUUUGUUUCUUUGGUGAAUGAUUAAAACUUGAAUCCUU
Molecule: messenger RNA, 1080 nt
Organism: Octopus bimaculoides (California two-spot octopus)
Lineage: Eukaryota; Metazoa; Mollusca; Cephalopoda; Octopoda; Octopodidae
Product: PAT complex subunit Asterix
Biological process (GO): protein insertion into ER membrane
Cellular component (GO): endoplasmic reticulum membrane
Molecular function (GO): protein folding chaperone
Source: RefSeq, a predicted model, not a curated record